AAUGAGGGGAGUCUGGAGUUAUGGAAACAAGGAGGACACGAUAGAGAAAGUUUCUUCGAGGAUUUGGGAACUGUUGAUGGCGCUUGGAAUUGGACAACCAAUUCAGGAGAAAGUGUUGCUACGGUCGAAUUCCGAACAGCACCGGUGAAAUCAUUUCUUUCUGCGGGCCUGUGUUUGGAAGUAGAUAACAGCGGAGUAGUAACAACAUUGUGGCGUGGAAUUCCACCGCUCAUUCCGGGAACCUGAGGACGCACGAAGUUUAGUUUAGAACCUGUUGCUUGCGUGCACUUUGGAUACUAAUUUACUGACUGUGCACAAUCUGCUCGGUUCUAAGUGUGGCCUAUCAAAGACUGGAGAGUUAGAUUUGAUUUCAUCUCAUUGAGGAUUGUAGCCUAGCCUACUAUCGCGGAGCAAGUUGUAAGCUUCCAUCAAGUGCCAUGCAUGGCACCUUAUUAUCAAAUAUGAGGGAGAGGGAAAGUGUCAGAUUCAAGACAACAGCAUGAAGACAUAGACACAAAAUAACGUCAAUGCUUUCACCCAAGUGGGGAAAAAACAUCACUCAAAGUAUUGAAUGCAAUUUCGCUCAAACAUGAGUUCUUCCGGCGGCAGAAAGGUAGAUAGGCUAUAUGUCGGCGUGUUUGACUUAUUUCAAUGGAACUGAAAUUCGGAAAAUAAUUUUAAGUAAUUUUCCCCAGGAAAGAAUUGUUUUUGGGUAGCUUCAUCUUGCGACACGUUGUAAAAAUAGCGUGCACGUUGGGAGUUACGAUGCUGGUCUCUUGGGUCACAUUUAUUCAAGCGUUCCUAAUACUGCUGGUGAAAGGAGCCGACCAAUGGAGCCUCCGGGAGUCCUCUAACUGCGAGCUAAAAAGGAAACAAAGUGAUCUGAACUCUUUCCUGUGGACCAUCAAACGUAACCCUCCGUCCUACCUCUACGGCACGAUCCACGUUCCUUACACGCGCGUCUGGGACUUCAUCCCAGAGAACUCCAAGAAGGCUUUCCAGGAGAGUAACAUGGUUUACUUGGAGCUGGACCUGACGGACCCCUACACCAUCUCAGCCCUGACCAGCUGCCAGCUCCUCCCCCAGGGGGGAACCUUACAGGACGUUCUACCCAGAGACAUCUACAGACGCCUCAAGAGGCACUUGGAGUACGUGAAGCUCAUGAUGCCGUUCUGGAUGACUCCUGACCAGAGGGGUAAAGGCCUGUACGCUGACUACCUGUUUAAUGCCAUAGCGGGGAACUGGGAGAGGAAGAGGCCUGUGUGGGUGAUGUUGAUGGUGAACUCGUUGACGGAGGCGGACAUUAAGACGAGGGGGGUCCCGGUGUUGGAUCUGUACCUGGCCCAGGAGGCAGAGAGGAUGAGGAAGAGGACAGGAGCUGUGGAGAAGGUGGAGGAGCAGUGUCACCCGCUCAACGGACUCAACUUCUCUCAGGUGAUCUUUGCCCUGAACCAGACCCUUGUACAGCAGGAGAGUGUGAGAGCAGGCAGUCUGCAGGGCUCCUAUACCACUGAGGACCUCAUCAAGCACUACAACUGUGGAGACCUCAACUCCAUCAUCUUUAACCACGACACCUCUCAGGUCCCCAACUUCAACAACGUGACCCUGCGCCCCAGCGAACAGAUAACGGCCCAGGAGAUAGACAGCUACUUCAGACAGGAACUGAUCUACAAGAGGAACGACAGGAUGGGGAACAGAGUUAAGACUCUGAUGGAAGAACACCCUGACAACAGCUUCUUCUUCGCCUUCGGAGCAGGUCACUUCCUGGGCAACAACACAGUGAUUGAUGUGCUGAGGAGUCAAGGCUAUGAAGUGGAGCACACUCCUGCAGGGCAGCCCAUUAACAGUCGAUCAAUAUCGGCCCCCGACCAGACGGGUCAUUCUCUGGGUCACAACCUGGAUGAGUCCCCUUACCUGGAGCCGUUCCUCCACGAACUUCACGAUGAGGAGCAACAGCACCCUCUGCAGGACAACCCACUACCCAACAUACCUCGUCACUCCCCCAGCCUGGAGCUGAUGGACAAGAUGGACCGCAAGCUGAAGAAGAAACGACGUAACAAACAGAGGAAACAUCAGAGAAACGGACAGUUUAAUGACCUCUGGGUUCGCAUCGAAGAGAGCACCACAGUCGAGUCCCCUCCUCCGCUGGUCCGUCUUGUUAAUGGUUACAUCACCGUACGGCCUCACCACCACGACCACGAGAGAGGCCACGCCCACGCCAGAGCCAAUUACAACAGGUUGUUUUCAGGCUCCUCCGCCUCUACGCCCUUGUGUGUCUUCUGGUUACUUUUUACAGUGUUGGGUCACAUCUGGAUUCUCUAGUAGCAGGUCUGUACAGGAGGUUACUGGUUCAAAACCCUCCUGCUAAUAUCUGGACUCUCUAGUAGCAGGUCUGUACAGGAGGUUACUGGUUCAAAACCCUCCUGCUAACAUCUGGACUCUCUAGUAGCAGGUCUGUACAGGAGGUUACUGGUUCAAAACCCACCUGCUAAUAUCUGGACUCUCUAGUAGCAGGUCUGUACAGGAGGUUACUGGUUCAAAACCUUCCUGCUAACAUCUGGACUCUCUAGUAGCAGGUCUGUACAGGAGGCUACUGGUUCAAAACCCUCCUGCUAAUAUCUGGACUCUCCAGUAGCAGGUCUGUACAGGAGGUUACUGGUUCAAAACCCUCCUGCUAACAUCUGGACUCUAGUAGCAGGUCUGUACAGGAGGUUGUUGGUUUAAAAUCCUCCUGCUAACAUCUGGACUCUAGUAGCAGGUCUGGUCUAAAGCACGAGGUUAUUGGUUCAAAUCCCUCCUGCUCACAAUGAAUCAUCUAUUUCAACACACAUUGGGGGCGAAUCCAAACUUUCCCUUACGUCAAAUUUUCAGUUAAUCAUGCAUUGAUGUCGAGUGACAAUGUGACUUAAAGGAAUACAUCAGGAUUUUGGCAAUUAAGCCAUUUAUGUACUUUCCCAGAGUCAGAUAAACUCAUGGAUACAAUUUGUAUGUCUCUGCAUCUAGUAUGAAGAAAUGUACAGGUAGUUUCGCGAGCCAAUGCUAACUACUAGCAUUAGCGCAAUGACUGGAAAUCUAUGUUAUCUACUAGCGUGAAAUUGCACUGACGCUAAUUAGCGACUUCCUUCAAAUUUCCCUCAGGGGCAUGAAAAUGGUGUCCACAAGUUCAUCUGACUCUGGAGAAGUAGAUAAAGGGCUUUAUUGCCAAAAUCCUGCAGUAUCCCUUUAAUGGAAGUUAGGAUUUGUCCAAAUCUCGACUGGAUCUUUUACGUGUUUAUUAUUUCAAAUGUUUUUUUGUUUUGUUUUUUUGUUUUUACAGCAGCAAUGUAUUAUAAUAACCCAAACGGCUCUUACUCUGACAAGGUUGUUUUCUUCCAAACCCCUUCAUUCAUUUAUUCUUCACUUUUUGAAGAAUGUGUUUUGUAUCAUAUAAUACUGUGGGAAUUGUAUAUAUCUACAUAUUAUAGAUUGUAUUUUUAGAAAUAUUACAUUUUGAAAAUGGUUGAAUGUGUUUUGUUUAUUGUUGUUGUUUAUAAAUAGAUACAGUAUAUUUUCUAGACUAAAGCUGGUACUAACCACCAUAACCCGUAUUUGACAGCCUGGUUCCCGAUCUGUUUGUGCUGUCUUGGCAUUGACCAUCGGCCAGGGGUAUUGAAUUCCGAGCCUGGAGGUCCAUAAUACUGCUGGUUUUAUGUUCCGCCUGAAAAUGUAUUUCAUCCACCUGGUGCCCCAGGUCUAAAUCGGUCCUUGAUUUAGAGGCAAUCAGCAGUGGAACUGGCUUCAAGGUCAAUGUUUUGAAUUGGCUAUGUUAUAGGAGUUGGCAAGACAGCACAAAUAUACCUGGAACCAGGCUACAUAUCUCCUCUAGGUUGUAAUGUGAUGUCUGGGAG
This is a messenger RNA of Oncorhynchus nerka (sockeye salmon), 3887 nucleotides long. It is a transcript of the gene trabd2a, whose product is annotated as TraB domain containing 2A. Gene Ontology annotation, biological process: negative regulation of Wnt signaling pathway. The coding region runs from base 766 to 2322 and encodes 518 amino acids. Gene Ontology annotation, molecular function: metalloendopeptidase activity. The record is from RefSeq and is a predicted model, not a curated record. The transcript has 7 exons. NCBI's taxonomy places the organism in Eukaryota, Metazoa, Chordata, Actinopteri, Salmoniformes, Salmonidae. Gene Ontology annotation, cellular component: membrane.